This is a messenger RNA of Plasmodium reichenowi, 361 nucleotides long. Its product is annotated as DBL containing protein, unknown function. Lineage: Eukaryota; Apicomplexa; Aconoidasida; Haemosporida; Plasmodiidae. The annotation marks the transcript as partial. The record is from RefSeq and is a predicted model, not a curated record. The transcript has a single exon.
AAAAGCAAGCUCAUUUGAUAUUUUUCAGUUGUUUGAUUUUAAAAAUGAUGUAUAUUUUUUAGAUAAUUUGUUCGACAAGGAUAUGGUAUACUGUACAAGUACCAACAAUUAUGGCGUUAUGGAAAAUGAUAAUGAUGAUGAUAAAAUAAUAAAAAUACAACCUUUAAAUGAGAAAUUAAAAAAUGGAAAAGCUGAAUUUAAAGAUAUAUUAUUAUAUUUAUAUACUUACAUGUUGGAUGAUUGUCAAAGAGAUGAAUUAAUAAAAGAGAAGGAAUUGUUUUUAAAAAUAUGUACAGAAGAAAUAAUAAAAAAGGAGGAAGGAAAUGAAAAAAAUAAUAUAUAUACACAUCAAAAUAUUUAA